AUGGCGGACAGCGCGAGCAUGCUGGAUGUCCAAGCAAAUCCAGAAUUGAAAUAUCUGAUCGUGGACAGGAAUUUCGUCAAUGAUCCAUCGAAACAGGCCGAAUGGACUUCGAAAAAACUAAUAUGGAUCCCCCACGAAACACAAGGCUUUGUGGCGGCGAGUAUUGUGUCAGAAAAAAAAGACGAGCUCGAGGUGGAAAUUGCCGAAACGGGUAAACAUUGCGUGGUGAAUAAAGAUGAUGUCCAGAAAAUGAACCCCCCAAGAUUUAAUAAAGUCGAAGAUAUGGCAGAAUUGACGUGCCUUAAUGAAGCAUCAGUGCUGUACAAUCUCAAGGAUCGGUAUUACUGUGGCCUUAUAUAC
Molecule: messenger RNA, 360 nt
Organism: Uloborus diversus
Lineage: Eukaryota; Metazoa; Arthropoda; Arachnida; Araneae; Uloboridae
Product: myosin-10-like
Exons: 1
Cellular component (GO): myosin complex
Molecular function (GO): ATP binding; cytoskeletal motor activity; actin filament binding
Source: RefSeq, a predicted model, not a curated record